This is a messenger RNA of Zingiber officinale, 1662 nucleotides long. RefSeq names its product cytochrome P450 85A1-like. The transcript is spliced from 9 exons. Gene Ontology annotation, molecular function: iron ion binding; heme binding; oxidoreductase activity, acting on paired donors, with incorporation or reduction of molecular oxygen. NCBI's taxonomy places the organism in Eukaryota, Viridiplantae, Streptophyta, Magnoliopsida, Zingiberales, Zingiberaceae. Gene Ontology annotation, biological process: sterol metabolic process. The coding region runs from base 77 to 1468 and encodes 463 amino acids. The record is from RefSeq and is a predicted model, not a curated record.
AUAAGGCCAUGCAAGCAGGGGAUGUGAGCUGUAGGGGCAGUGUCUUCUCCAGAUAUUUGCUUGCUUGUUUGCAAAGAUGGUGGUGUUGGUCAUGCUGCCACUGCUUUGCUUUCUGUUCAUUUGUGGUGCCUUGUUGAGGUGGAAUGAGGUGAGGUACAGGAAGAAGGGUCUUCCUCCAGGGACCAUGGGGUGGCCUUUGUUUGGGGAGACCACUGAGUUCCUCAAGCAAGGCCCAAGCUUCAUGAAGAACCAAAGGGUUAGGUACGGGAGUGUGUUCAAGUCACACAUUUUGGGGUGCCCUACGAUGGUGUGCAUGGAUGCAGAGCUCAACAGGUUCAUACUGAUGAACGAAGGGAAAGGCUUUGUUCCUGGGUACCCACAGUCCAUGCUUGAUAUCUUAGGGAGAUCCAACAUUGCGUCCGUUCACGGCGAGCUGCACAAGACGAUGAGGAGUGCCAUGCUUGGCCUUGUGAGCCCCCCAAUGAUCAGGGACCAGCUCUUGCCCAAGAUCGAUGAGUUCAUGAGAUCAUACAUUCAUAAUUGGGGUGGAAGAGCCAUUGACAUCCAAGAGAAAACCAAGGAGAUGGCAUUGCUGUCUUCAUUAAAGCAAAUUGCUAGCAUUGAGACAGGGCCUGUUUCUGAAGCCCUGAAAUCAGAGAUCUUCAAGCUUGUUCUUGGUACUCUUUCGUUGCCCAUCAAUAUUCCUGGCACAAAUUAUCAUCAGGGAUUCAAGGCAAGGAAAAGACUUGUGGGUAUGUUGAGGUGCCUUAUAGAGGAAAGAAGAACCUCCUCAUGCUCCUACAAUGACAUGCUCGAUUCCCUCCUGAGAAUGGAUGGCAGUUCCAAAGUUAAACUCGACGACGAUCAGAUUAUUGACUUGAUCAUAGCCCUCGUCUAUUCGGGCUAUGAAACUGUUUCGACCACUUCGAUGAUGGCUGUGAAAUACCUCCAUGACCAUCCUAGAGUUCUCGAAGAGCUCCGAAAUGAACAUUUCAAGAUCCGAAAAGGAAAAUCGCGGGAGGAUGCAAUUGAUUGGAACGACUACAAGUCGAUGAAAUUUACGCGUGCGGUCAUACUGGAGACACUAAGAAUGGCCACAGUCGUAAAUGGGGUGCUCAGGAAAACAACUCGAGAUGUGUCGUUGAAAGGAUUCACAAUACCAAAAGGUUGGAGAAUUUAUGUGUGCACUAGAGAGAUUAACUAUGAUCCAGAUGUGUAUCAAGAGCCUUUAGCAUUCAACCCAUGGAGAUGGUUGGAUAAAAACUUAGAAUCCAACCAUCACUUCAUGCUAUUUGGAGGAGGAGGACGGAUGUGCCCUGGGAAAGAACUGGGCACUGCUGAAAUUGCCACAUUCCUUCACUACUUUGUAACUAGAUACAGAUGGGAAGAGGUUGGAGGAGAUGAAAUAGUAAAAUUUCCCAGAGUUGAAGCUCCAAACGGCCUGCGCAUCCACGUAUGGGAUGACUAGCUAGGAAGGAGUUGAGUUGUACAGUUGAAUAGGUAGACUAGUUUUCCAGCCAAAAGAUGAGCCAUGUUUUGUUGUGGAGUUAGAGCUUAGCAUUACCUUUGACAUCUUGAUAGGAAGAAUUUAUCUGUUUAUAGAAGACGUGUAUCUGCUAUUAGAUGAAUGAAUAGAAAUAUUUAAAUAUCGAAUCGAACAAA